Chionomys nivalis (European snow vole) is the source of this 699-nucleotide messenger RNA. Its product is annotated as keratin-associated protein 4-12-like. The coding region runs from base 1 to 699 and encodes 232 amino acids. The record is from RefSeq and is a predicted model, not a curated record. NCBI's taxonomy places the organism in Eukaryota, Metazoa, Chordata, Mammalia, Rodentia, Cricetidae. Gene Ontology annotation, cellular component: keratin filament. The transcript has 4 exons.
AUGGUCAGCUCCUGUUGUGGCUCUGUCUGCUCUGAGGAGGGCUGUGGCCAAGGCUGCUGUCAGCCCAGCUGCUGCCGUCCCAGCUGCUGUGUGUCCACCUGCUGCCGUCCCAGCUGCUGUGUGUCCAGCUGCUGCAGGCCCAGCUGCUGUGUGUCCAGCUGCUGCAGACCCAGCUGCUGCCAGUCUGUGUGCUGCCAGCCCACCUGCUGUCGCCCCAGCUGCUGCAGACCCUCCUGCUGCCAGCCCAGCUGCUGCAGACCCAGCUGCUGCCAGCCCUCCUGUGGUGGUUCCAGCUGCUGCAGUCCUUGCUGCCAGCCCUGCUGCCGCCCCUGCUGCCGCCCCUGCUGCUGCCUGCGUCCAGUCUGUGGUCAGGUCUGCUGCCAGAGCACUUGCUACCGCCCCACCUGUGUCAUCUCCACCUGCCCCCGCCCCAUGUGCUGUGCCACCCCUUGCUGCCCUAGUAGCUGCUGCCAGCCCACCUGCUGCCAGCCCAGCUGCUGCAGACCCAGCUGCUGCAGACCCAGCUGCUGCCAACCCUCCUGUGGUGGUUCUAGCUGCUGCCAGCCAUGCUGCUGCCGCCCCUGCUGCUGCCUGCGUCCAGUCUGCGGUCAGGUCUGCUGCCAGAGCACUUGCUACCGCCCCACCUGUGUCAUCUCCACCUGCCCCCGCCCCAUGUGCUGUGCCACCCCUUGCUGCUAA